Molecule: messenger RNA, 675 nt
Organism: Symbiodinium natans
Lineage: Eukaryota; Dinophyceae; Suessiales; Symbiodiniaceae
Source: the annotation of a GenBank genome assembly
AUGUGGCGAACGUACGUGGGCCCCGAGCACGAGCUUGGUGAAUGGCUGGGACAAUGCCCCGAGGAGAUGGUCUGGUGCUUCCACCCGGACUUCCGGCUGAUGCGAGCGCUGUGGUUGAACGCCUGCUUCACCUUGCCAGAGGCCCGCUCGCCCAUCACGCAGUGCCCGAACCCGGUGUCCAGGUACUGCCUGGACCUGACCAAGGCGCAGCCAUGGCUGAGAAGCAAGAAGGUUCGCAGGCACAAGAAUGACUUCCGUCUGACCGUCAACGCCGAUUACCAGUCGAGCUUCCAGAUUUGUCAAGGGGUGCACAGGGAGAUGCAUGGAGGUACCUGGAUCACUCCAGGGCUCAUCCAGAGCUUGGACCAGUGCCGCCGGGAGGACUCGCAGGUCAAGGUCUACUCCGUCGAACUUUGGGAGAAGAGUUCUGGGCGCCUGGCGGCGGUGAUCAUGGCGCUGAGUGUCGGCGACAUCUUCCAUGACUACACCACUGUGACUCUUGUCAGAGACAGCCGCUCCCCUGGCGCAAUCCUCACGAAGGUCCUGGGCCACUUGCUGACGGAGGCGGGGUACACGCUCUGGUACUGGGGCUUCAAGAACCCCUACAUGGCCGAGUACGACGGAAGCUACGGUGGGGUCUCGCUGGACAACGCCCAGGACCCUCUGCAGAGUUGA